This is a messenger RNA of Monascus purpureus, 213 nucleotides long. The record is from the annotation of a GenBank genome assembly. NCBI's taxonomy places the organism in Eukaryota, Fungi, Ascomycota, Eurotiomycetes, Eurotiales, Aspergillaceae.
AUGCUCGAGGCGGCGGGCGCUGGUCUUGUACUGAUGGGUGACUUGACAAACGAGGAAUCCGGGAACGCGUUUCUUGAACUUUGCCGGGUUGUAGUGGUGUUCGGCAAGCGAUUGAAACAGGCCAAGUACAUGAUUGCAAAUUUUAACUCGGUUGCGCAUCAAUCGGGAAUCGUCUUACCGCCAAAAGCAGUGUUGAUUCUUGAAUCGGGGUGA